This is a messenger RNA of Paramecium sonneborni, 1284 nucleotides long. The record is from the annotation of a GenBank genome assembly. Lineage: Eukaryota; Ciliophora; Oligohymenophorea; Peniculida; Parameciidae.
AUGUUUCUUAUAUUUUUAUUAUUAAUACAUAAUUCUAAGCAAGAACACAUAAUCAUUCAUUAUCCACCAUUUUGUGCUUAAUACAGAUUCACUUUCAUCAAAAUAGCAACUUAAUUUAAUCUGACAAUCCUCAACAUCCCCUCAGAGGAAUAAUCAAUAAUUUUACUAAAUAAUUCUAACUCAAUAAUAUAAUAUCAAUGGGAUGUAUUUGAAUUUGAUAUUAAAUAUUGGUUAUCCAUUUAUUUCUAAUAGCAAUUUCCGACACUAAAUAUGCCUGUCAAUUAACUAAAUUAAAUUUAAGAAAAUUUAAUCAUUUUUUAUGGUCUUAAUGAAACAUACUAUACAUAUCUACUAAAUUUAGUUUAUCAAUACCCAUUAUAUAUGAUUUAUUAUGCUAACCCUUAUAAUCAUUAAUUAUAUCAGGAAUUUUUUAUUUAAAACUACUCUAUCCAAUAGGAUUACCUUAUAAUCAGAAGAAAAUAAGAUAAUUAUGAUCAUCUUUUAAUGAUUUAAUUUUUGGAUUAAAUUGAAGUUUUCCUUCAAAAAUAUACUCAUCCUUUUUAAUAGUAAUACUUUACUAUGAAACACAUUGCAUAUUUAAAACAAAAUCAUAAUAAAAGAGUUUUUCUAUACAUUUCCUUUAAUCUUUAUUAAUUUAAAGAAUAUAAAAAGAUCAUCCAAAGACAAUCUGAUAUUUAUAGACAAUCUAAUAUGAACAAAAAUAUUUUAUUUAUCAUUACAGAACCAAUUUUUAUGGCUAAAACAUUAUUAUAACGAUUUUUAUAAAAAAACAUUAAAAAUGGGCCUUUCCUUAUUUAUUUAGAAUUUAAUUAAUUCAAAUUUAGCUUAUUUAACAAAGAAUGGAAUCAAUAUUAUAUUUCUUAAUGGAUAUAACAGUAUAUUAAAAACGAGUUUCAAUCUCAGAUUUUGACUUUAAAUUAAUAUUUACAAUAAAUUCCAUACUUACAUCUAAGUGAGUAAAAAGUGAAAACAGAACUCAAAAAUAAAAUACAUAGUAUUACAAUAUUAGAUUUAAUUUAAUAAAAACCUCAACAAUAAAAUAUUCUAUUAAUAAGAUUAAUCCCGAAUUGUUACAAAAGCUUUAAACUUUUUGCAAAAUUAUCAUCAUUCAAAAAUGAUAACUUAAUUGUUUUAUAUAGUAUAAACUCAUUAAUUUAUAAAUAAUACGAAAUUCUUAUGAUAACUAAAAAUGAAACACUGAUAAUAGAUAAUUUUAAUGAUAAUUAAUUUACGGAAAUAUUUAAAUAGAAUGCGCAAAUUUGA